GGCCUCGGCCUGAGGAGGUGUGGCCGGAAUCGGCAUUGGCACCGCCCUUCCCAGCAGGGGCGCCAGAGAUGACUAGUUGACGCUUCUUCCGUCACACGUCAUCCCACUUCCACUGGUCCGACUGUUCUCCAAGGAGGGACGCCCGGAGCCUAUACGUCACUGCUCUGCGCCGGAAGACUCUGUUUUUGGGGUUUUCUUCCCUCAACACCUACCCCUUCCCCGGUCCCAGAAGGUCUUGGGAUAUGAGCCGGAAGAGGCAUCGUCUGGUCCCAGAGACCUUUGGACUGAAGAGGCGGAGGGAACAAGUACCUAUAGAGGCAGUUCCUGUAAGGGGCGAGUCAGGGUCGGCGCGCGCUGCAGUCGCGGAGCUGGUGCAGCUGUUCCCGCGAGGCCUGUUUGAGGACGCGCUGCCGCCCAUCGCUCUGAAGAGCCAGUUGUACAGCCUCCUGCCCGACCGGACGGUGGCUGACCGGCAGCUGGUGAGGGGCGCCAGGGCGACCGACAAAAGCUUCCCUGCUUCGCGGAAGGAGCUUCAAGAGCAGGGGGAGGUCAGAAUCAUUCAGCUAGGCUUUGACUUGGAUGCCCAUGGAAUUAUCUUCACCGAGGACUACAGGACCAGAGUCCUCAGGGCCUGUGAUGGCCGACCAUAUGCGGGAGCAGUGCAGAAAUUUCUGGCUUCAGUGCUUCCAGCCUGUGGGGAUCUUAGCUUCCAGCAGGACCAAAUGACACAGACCUUUGGCUUCAAGGACCCAGAGAUUACGCAGCUGGUGAAUGCUGGAGUCCUCACUGUCCGUGACGCUGGGAGUUGGUGGUUAGCUGUGCCUGGAGCUGGGAGAUUCAUUAAGUAUUUUGUUAAAGGGCGCCAGACUGUCCUUGCCAUGGUCCGGAAGGCCAAGUACCGGGAACUACUCCUCUCGGAGCUCCUGGGCCGCCGGGCACCUGCUGCAGUGCGACUUGGCCUCACCUACCAUGUGCACGACCUCAUUGGGGCUCAGCUGGUAGAUUGUGUCUCCACCACUUCUGGAACCCUCCUCCGCCUGCCAGAGACGUGAGGAUUCUGCUUGUUGCAUAUCUCUCCAGAGUACGAGAGGAGCCCAGGAGUACUGCCCAGUGGUGGCUGAGACAGGGUCACCUAGGGCAGGCUUGGGAGCCAGGAAGAGUUUUGGGCUCAUGUCCAUGCAAACGUUGAGAUGUAACUGCUGCUGUUUACCUGGGCUCUGACCCAGUGGUGGGGUUGGGCAAUGCUUCUCCAUCCGUCCAUGGAUGUGGAGCCAGAAGCCAUUCCAAGGCCAUGGCUGUUGCCUUUCAUGCAGGAAGGUACUGCUGUUACUCUGUCUUGGUAUAGGAUGAUGGGGUUUUUAGGGAGGCUGGUGAGAGGAUGGUACUCUCCCUUGCAUGUUACACUGAAACUGCCAAAUAAAGUACUUCUGCCUCUUCUGUU
This is a messenger RNA of Manis pentadactyla (Chinese pangolin), 1441 nucleotides long. RefSeq names its product serine/threonine kinase 19 (gene WHR1). NCBI's taxonomy places the organism in Eukaryota, Metazoa, Chordata, Mammalia, Pholidota, Manidae. The transcript has 7 exons. The record is from RefSeq and is a predicted model, not a curated record. Gene Ontology annotation, molecular function: protein serine/threonine kinase activity. Gene Ontology annotation, biological process: protein phosphorylation; positive regulation of Ras protein signal transduction. Bases 243 to 1052 code for a protein of 269 amino acids.